Falco peregrinus (peregrine falcon) is the source of this 3032-nucleotide messenger RNA. Its product is annotated as rac GTPase-activating protein 1-like. The record is from RefSeq and is a predicted model, not a curated record. The coding region runs from base 88 to 2721 and encodes 877 amino acids. The transcript has 15 exons. Lineage: Eukaryota; Metazoa; Chordata; Aves; Falconiformes; Falconidae. Gene Ontology annotation, biological process: signal transduction.
GGUGGCUCCAUCUGCAGGACACGGACCCAGCCGGGAGCCCCGGUGCGGAGGUUCCCCACCGCCCCCGCCCGCCGCCAGCCGCUUUGCAUGCGGGGCGCAGCGGUGGGGGACAGCGGACAAGGACACCCGCUCCUCCGGCUCCCACCCACGCCGCUCCUGCGGAGCGGGGCUGGGGGCAGCGCUGUCGCAGCCAGCUCCCUGCCGUCCCCGCACCCCUGCACCACCCAGCGCACCCCACGCCCGGGCAUCCCGCCCGAAGGCCCCGCACCCCUACAGCACCCUGCACCCGCUGCGCCUGCACCCCUCAAGUGCUCCCACCAGGUAUCCCCGGUGCCUGGGCACCCCCUCCCCAAAGGUGACCCCCCCACCCUGCCCCGGGCUCUCGCCCUGAACCCCCGCAGCCAGCACUGCCGCCCCGCACCCGGGGCACCCCGCGCCCGAGGCUCCCGGAGGGCUCCCCCGCGCCGGCAACCGUCGGGGCGGCGGGUCGGGCUCCGGUGGCGGCUAGAGGCGGAGGCGGAGCCGGGACGGGCUCCACCCCGGCCCCCGGCCCACAUAGGCCGGCCGGGAGGGCCCCUCGCCCCCGGAGCCUGCGCCGUCCCGGGUGCGCGCGGCGGGCCCCGGCGGCGGGCGUUGGGGGUGCCCGGGAGGGGUGGGAAGCGGGGGGACCGUCCCGCCUGGCUGCGGGGGUCCCAUCCUGUCCCACGGCGGCGGGAUGCUACGGCAGCGCUGCGGGCGGCUCCUGGCCCGGCUGGAGCGGGCGCUGCAGCUGCUGGAGCUCGGCGGCGGCGCGGAGGAAGGUGGGUGCGCGCAGCCUCUCGGCCCGGGCACCCCGAGCACCCCCGCAAUGCUGCCCGUGGGGGCUGGGGGAGCGGGGGGCUGGCUCCCGGCCCGCCUGGCCACCCACUCGUGCUGUCCCCAGACUACAUCCAGAUUGCUCAGUGCUUCGAGGCGACGCGCCAGCGAUGCUGCUGCUUGGAGCAGGACGGGCGGCGGGCCCGCGAGCAGCUGGCGCGGGUGGAGGCCGAGCGGGCGGCGCUGGAGGUGAAGCUCAAGCACGCCCGCAAGCAGGUGGAGGUGGAGAUGAAGAAGCGGCACCGUGCGGAGGCUGAGCUGGAGAAGCAGGAGCGCAAACUUCAGCUGGUCUUUGAGAUCCUGAUGCGGGAGCCAUGGGGCAGCGGGGUGCUGAGUGGGGAGCAGUGCUCUGUCCUCAGCACCCUGGCCGGCCGGUGCCUCGGGGUGGCCCUAGCACAGGGCAGGAGGUCAUCUGUAGUGGAUGAGUCGUGCCAGUCCCUCCUGUCCCACUCGGACAUCAGCUAUGACUGCACUGAGGAUGAUGUGGGUGUUGAUAUGACGGUGGUGCGGACCCUGAAGCGCAAAGCCCAGGAGAGGCAGCGUGUGUCCCUGGCCCCUCAGAUUGGCCCUGUAGUGGUGGCAAAGCGGCACCGUUCUUCUGUGGCACCCCACAACACUCAGGUGAGUGUACCCCCCGUGCCCCCUCCUGCCGAGGUCCCUGCUGACAGCCUCCUGCCUGCUGCUCCGCUGCCAUGCCGCCGCUCUCGCCAGGGACAUCGUGUCUCCACACAUGCAGAGCUGACCACUGUGUGGGACACCAGCAAGGAUCCGGGCUGCCGUGCCCUGGGGCGGGAGAGCCAUGCCAAAGGCAGCUCUGUGGGACAGCCAGUGCCAGCCUCGUUCCCCUUACCUCCACAGGGCCUCCCGCCACCCCAGCACCAAUUCACCUCCAAAACGGUGAUCCGUCCGGAGCCAUGUGGUGUCUGUGGCUCCCGUAUCCGCUUUGGUAGGGCUGUCAUCAAGUGCCGCCAGUGCCAGCUGCUGCUGCACCCCAAGUGCCGGGAGCAGUGCCCCAUCGCCUGCAUGCCCCAGCCUUACCGCCACGCCUGGCCCUGUGAGGGUGUGCUGGCAGACUUUGCCCCCCUGACACCACCCCUGGUGCCCACGCUGGUGGUGCAGUGUGUGACUGAGGUGGAGACGCGAGGCUUGACAGAGACAGGGCUGUACCGGGUGCCAGGCGCAGAGCAGCAGGUGCGGGAGUGGAAGCGGAGGCUGCUGCGAGCUGGGGGCACGCUGCCUGCCCUCAGCAGCGUGGCUGACAUCCACGUGGUAUGCGGGGUGCUCAAGGACUUUCUGCGGGGGCUCAAGGAGCCACUGGUCACCUUCAGCCUCCAUCCUGCCUUCCUUCAGGCUGCUGACAUCCCGGAUGAUGCUGCCUGUGGCACAGCCCUGCGCCACGUGGUGAGCAAGCUGCCCCCAGCCAACAGGGACACCCUGGCUUUCCUCAUGCUGCACCUGCUCAGGGUGUCACACAGCCCUGACUGCAAGAUGGACGUGCUCAACCUGUCCCGUGUGUUUGGUCCCACACUGGUGGGACAUGGCUCAGCCAACCCCACACCACUCGCCAUCAUGGAGGACACACCGCGGCAGUGCAAGGUGGUGGCUCGGCUCCUCGCUCUACCACCCGACUUCUGGAGAGGCUUUGUGGGGAUGGAGAAGGAGAACCCUGUGCAGACGCUAGUGCCGGGGGACGAUCGUGAGCCAUUCUGCCCCACCACUGCCUCUGAGCCCAAGCCAGGCCAGCUGAGCCCAGCCAGCACCUGCUGCCUCCCUGGCACCCUACGGAGCUGCAUGGGCACGGCCGUCCAGCCCCAGCAGGGGCCAGCCCCGAAGAAGGUGGGCCGGUUCUUCCCUUCUCUGGUGUAGCCUGCAGCAGUGGCUCCCUGGGGGCGUGGAGCUGGCACCAGAGGAGCGAAGCCUGCAGGACCAGGUAGCUAGCUGCCUGUGGACUGGUGGUGCUGAGCUCCAGGCCCUGCUUUGCUUCCCCAGUGAUGGUGGAGCAGGGCUGUCUCUGCCCAGCCGCCGCAGUGGCGACACUGCAUUGUACUUACAGCCUGGUUUGUAUUAAAUGUUUGCAGUAAACCAAGCCUGGCUGUGGCUGCUGUCUGUCCCCCCCUCCUGCUGCCAGGUGCCAGGUUUUGGGGCUCACUGGCAUGAUGAAGCCUGGCUGGGCAGCA